Molecule: messenger RNA, 723 nt
Organism: Colletotrichum costaricense
Lineage: Eukaryota; Fungi; Ascomycota; Sordariomycetes; Glomerellales; Glomerellaceae
Exons: 1
Coding region: 1-723 (240 amino acids)
Source: RefSeq, a predicted model, not a curated record
AUGGGCGCGAUCUGCGCAAUAGUCAGAGACACGGCCAUCAAACAGCACGAGGCAGGACCUGAAGCCGCCAGCCUCAGAGGUGCUUAUAGAAACGACGAGAGCAUUUUGACUACGCUAUUGGCCGGAUGCAAGCUCAUCAGGUGUCCUCGACGGCAAGCUUUAGCUCGAACACGCAUACAGCAAGUAUACGAAGACUACUCUCUCCACGCUCCUAGGCCAAAAGCUUUGCAUAUACUCGUGCGGCUUCGAGUUCUAGCCGCCCUCGCUCACAAUGCCUCCUGUAUGGGGUUUCCUCCAGAAGGCUUGUGCCGAGCAGACUACAUCUCACCGUAUAAUUCCUACGGCCCCUUGAUGCCCUCUCAACCACGCAUGGCCAGUUCAGCCCUCCAGCCCACUCCUUUACAAAGAACGGUCCUUCACCAUCCCUGGAUCGAUCUUUUUCCUUUCCCCCGACUGCGGGACAACGUUCUCGUCGGGCUCGCCAAAGGCGAUCUGGACGACGACGAACUAUGCGCUGAUAUCUUGGAGGUCAAGGACGAGGACCUCAGCGACAAGCCUUCGCUAAUUGUAUGGGGCGAACCCUGGGACUGGAAGGCAUGGGAGGCGAACGAGGACUUCUUUACGAAGUGGGGAUUCUUGGUUAAGGGGUGCCCGGAGCUGUUAGAGGCUACAAACUCCUGGAGGGUCAAGCGGGGUGAAGAGAGGCUUGUAUUUGAAGUCUAA